GGGGCAUCACAAACCAGCAGAUAAACAGGAAACAGAGCAAAGUACAUCCAUCUGGCGAAGUGUCAGGCAGAAUAUGGGAACGAGUUUCCUUACUAGAACCGUCGCUCAGCUUCUUCACACCAGAUAGGCUUCCACCAGUUCCAGAUUAUCCAUGUCUCAACGACGUAGCCGAAGCCUCCCCCUUGUCGUGUUUCUCUCGGCCACGAGACCUUCCCCAGCAUGAACCCCUCGGGGGAGCCCGGGAAUCUGAAUAAAGACACCCAGUUCAGAGCGGCGAAUAAGACUGCGAACGCCUUUCUGGGUGCCCAUUUUCUGCCGACAUGGGCCUCUAAGGGCUCUAAGCGUGGGAUUGAGGCUGUAUCCACGGCCAAUGGACAAAUCGCACAACCUCGCCAAGCAAGGAAGAACCUCCAUCGGGUGCCCGAACCCGGCGAUGACAUUAUGAUACGGAAUCCUGUCCAGCCUGAUAGCACCCAACAAUGUCCAGAUUCCGCCUCGUUAGAGAAAACUUCCGUACCACAGUCCACGCGCACUUCGCCUUCAACUGCGACUUGCGUUGCAAAUAGAUCCCAACACUCAACCUCGCCGGGCCCUACUGAACACCAAGUUGGAAGGAAAGAACCGACAGUCUCUCUGCCCUCCGCUGCUCCCACGAACGAGUCUACCCAGGCGGUAUCAAAUCCGCAAGGCGUCCGUGACCAGACGGCGGCUUCUAGCGACAGCUCUGUUCACCUCAACCCCUCUGUUUCUCCUAUCGUCACGAAUGUGCCCCUCCACGAGCCAUCGAACCAGCCCGGCCCCAUCGAGCACGGCCUGCAUGACACGCCCUCUGGGGACCGAGAAACUCCCGCGAGGAGGACCUCAACUCAGGUCCUAUCCUCAGGCCCGGGGACCCCGCAAGUGUCAGAUGCUAGUGUUCAUGGUACAACCGGGGAGAUACUCAUCCCCGACCCUGCUUUGCUCGGAGGAGGUGAUGUUUCCAGCAAUCCCUCGGCAGCUCCGUCUCGAGUGAACCAGCUUGGGGCUACAGAGAGAGGCCAGAUUCCUCCGCAAGACCCUCAUCCAUCCGCCAUAGCUCCUCCACCUGCCUCUGCUCCGCCGCCAUCUGCUCCCACUGUCUCUCCGUCUACACAUCUACCACCUUCAACGGGGUUGCAACGAGGCGCCAACCGAACAGGUUCAGAAGCAGGCGAAUGGGACAAAUGGUCAAUGCAGAUCACUGAACGUGUCCGGCUUGUCUAUCACACCCUGGUGGAGAGCAAGGAUGUGUAUACCAUUCCAAGAUACGGAAUCUUGAAAAAAGCUUUGCAAAACAAAGAUGCGGCUUUUAUAGGAACUCACCAACUCUUUUGCACAUGGACCCUGGAAGGGUCCAUGGUGAGCAUGCAUCUCAACCUGGAAAUGCCUGUGAUAGUUUCUGCGUUCAACAUCAUUCAGGAUGGCCUUGCACCCAACAACAUGCGAGGAGAGGAUCUGCUCUGGCUUGCACGUUUCCCCUACUCGUCUCCUCUUCACUGGAUGCAAUCUCCUUUUGUCCAAGGAAAAUUUCUCACUUGGCUUUCCAUCUUCCUGAACAAUCUUGCGUCUCGGUGGCCAACCUUGGUUCGAGAAAUUAGGGAGCGGCAGUAUCCGCUCCUUGCUGAGGAGCUACGUGCUCUACUGCUUGUCAGAUCACCUCUUCUUGAGGUGAUUCUCUUCAUAGCCAGUCGAACACAUCUCGGCAUCCCGAACGUCAUGAAUAAUGCGAUUGCGGCUCAAAUGCUUCAACUCCAUUAUGAAGAUGCUCAAAACUUCUCCUCGCCGGACCAGUCUAAUCGAGACUCUUUUAAGGCAAGGCUCACAGCGGAAUAUUCGGGUUUGUAUCGACGGCAUCUCGACCUACAAAACCAGAUGCCCCGAAAGUCUUUCCUCCGAGACAAUUUUAACGCUCCGGACUUUUCUCAGACACAACCCUCCUUCCAGGGAGACUACCCAGCACUAAGGAACAUGUCACACUCCGAUCAUAUGGCUCAGGGGAGCCCAUCGGCAUCAUCUGCUUUGCAGCAUCAUUCUUCCUUCGUACCGGCCAUGCCCUAUCACUACCCGGCAACACAGCCUCAGCACCUGCCGAAUAUGAAUGGUCAAUCUUCCCACCCAAUGCCUACACCCAUGCGCGUCAAUUCCUCGGUAGGUCCUCGGCAAGGGCAGUACCAAGGCGCUCAUCCUUCGACCGCCACCCUCAACAAUAUUGUGCUCAAGGCCGACCUCUCCCUGCCGAUCGCCGCCCACGCCCGCGGCAUGCAGAAUGGGUAUGUGACCCUUCAAACCCACCGGACGAGCUCCGUGUUGUACCAAACGAAUCCCACCCAACAGGCGAGUGCUACCCAGCGUAUGAAUCAACUUCAGCUUCAAGCACAGCAUCACGCCCAGCAUCAAGCCCAGCAGACGAAUCAGUCCCAGCAGACGCGAGGACAGGCGCAACCAGAGAACCAGCUUCCGACGGGACCCCCAGUCCAGCGUUCUCGCCUGUCCUCCCAGAUACCUCUUGUGCUUUCUCCACUGUCUCGUUCCCCUUCCCAGACCAUUCCGCCGGGGUCAGCGCCGCCUGCAUCUGGGGUGCAGAUGUUACAGUCCCCGCUCAUGGCACAGCCCGAUCAGCAACUCCCAGAUGUCAGACUGUCGUCAAUACGGCCAACGAGGGGGACUGGUCCAUCUGGCCCAGCUCAGCAUGAUACGGUUCGAACGACACCAAGCCACAUGCUUCUGCCACCGGCAAACUAUCGGAUAGGGCUAGAUCGAUACCCACCAUCACCGUACACCCCCAUGUCCUUUGCAGUGUCGCUUCACCAAGUGCAAGUCCAUAGUCCGAGGCGUGCUCCUCAACGUCUUCCGGGAGCAGGAGUGCAAGAGCGGGACCAGGAGAGGCAUUACCAAUCCGUCAAGAGGCUCCUCGUCGGCCCGGUGAAGGCCAAACCUGUUCUUGUCAUAAAUGAGCUGGAGUUCACUUUGUCGGAUCCAGAUUCACAACCGCCGAGACUAUCCACUCCUCAAACCAAAGCAGGCUGCUGGCUACCGGUGUGUGAGUACUCCGACGGCUCGUUGAGAUAUCGCCUGCGCAUCUGCAAGUUCCAAAACCAGAAUAACGGAAGUACCAUAUGCGAAUCUGACUGGGUGGUGCAGCCGACUGACUGGCCUAAACAUUUAUUUGUCACGGUGAAUGAUAUGGCGGCGGAAAUUCGUCGCAAGACACACUAUGGCCAAGACCAGCCCCUCGAACUGACGCCCUUUGUUCGGACCGGGACAAACAAGGUGCAAAUCAGCAUCACGAGCGACAUGCCUCGAGAUGGGGCCUAUUUCAUCGCUGUCGAGCUUGUGGAGACUCUCAGUCACGGCCAUAUAAUGAACAUGGUGCGCAAAGACGGGGUAAUCCCGGUCGAGUCGACCAAGCUUGUGAUCCAGAAUCGCCUACAGCCGAAAAACGUCGCAGCCGAGGGGCGGUGCGAUGACGACGACGACUUAGCCAUCAUGGGUAGCUCGGUGAGCAUCGACCUGGCAGAUCCGUUCGCGGCGAGCAUGUUCACCAUCCCGGCCCGUGGCGCGUCCUGUACUCACCUCGAAUGUUUUGACUUGGAGAUAUGGCUUAACACGCGACCCAGCAAACCGAUACCCUACCGCACGGAGCACUGUUUGUGCGAUGCAUGCGAGAACGAGAGAGGCCUGGGUCCAGAGCCUUCGCUCACGGACAAGUGGGGCUGCCCGCUGUGCGGCAAAGAUGCUCGGCCGUAUAGUCUCCGAAUUGACAGCUUCCUGGCCGACCUUGGGGCAAAUUUGAAAGCCACCGGCAAGGCCGGAACGAAGAUGAUUACCGUCGCCGCAGACGGUACAUGGCAGGCGAAAGAAGAAACGGCCGAGGAGAGUGGCACGGAGAGCCCAGUUUCCGAUAACGAGAGGCCCCAGAAGCGUAUCAAAUCCAGCUCCGGCAAGGUCGCUCGAUCGGUUCUCGAAGUGAUCGAGUUGGAUUGA
Molecule: messenger RNA, 4002 nt
Organism: Sodiomyces alkalinus F11
Lineage: Eukaryota; Fungi; Ascomycota; Sordariomycetes; Glomerellales; Plectosphaerellaceae
Exons: 6
Coding region: 220-4002 (1260 amino acids)
Biological process (GO): protein sumoylation
Molecular function (GO): metal ion binding; SUMO ligase activity
Source: RefSeq, a predicted model, not a curated record